Saccostrea cuccullata (small rock oyster) is the source of this 2105-nucleotide messenger RNA. RefSeq names its product ficolin-1-like. The record is from RefSeq and is a predicted model, not a curated record. Bases 812 to 1213 code for a protein of 133 amino acids. NCBI's taxonomy places the organism in Eukaryota, Metazoa, Mollusca, Bivalvia, Ostreida, Ostreidae. The transcript is spliced from 3 exons.
UUCUCUUUCAGAGUUACACAAAUAUAAAGAUUGUAAGGACCUCUAUAUCCAUGGUAAUACAGAAUCUGGUGUGUAUGAGAUACAUCCAUUUGGUAAUAACAGCAGGGUCAGCGUCUUCUGUGACAUGAUGACAGAAGGUGGAGGGUGGACAGUAAGAUCUCUCUAUCCUUCUAUCCCUCCUCAAUUUCUCUCUAUCCAUCUUCUUGCAAUCUCACUCUACCUUCAUUACUCCAUCUGUUUCUUUCUCCCCCCCCCUCUCUUUAGCUCCACCAACAAUUUUACCUAUGAUUUCUCUAAUAAUAUAUUAAUCUUUGAUUUUUAAACUGAUAUCAUAUCUUGUCGCUGAAUGAACAUUGAAUGAUUUUUUUCUGGCCUAUUUUACGGGAAGAUAAUAAAAUUCCGAAAUAGAUAUUUUUUAGUUUCAACGUAGAAUAAAAAUAUAUAUAAUAUCAUAAAUUUGAUAACAAAGAUUUGUUUUCUAUUCUGAAUAGUUGUUGGGGUUAAUAGAAAUGAAGAAAACUUUAGUAUGAAUUUGUUUUAAAAUCAUAACUUUAAAAAAUUCGUAUAUUUACUUUAUUUUUUAUAUUUAUAUUUUUAUAUAAUAUAUAAUAAUAUCUUUAUAUUUAUUAUUUAUUUUAUUAAUUAACCCCAAAUUACUCCUUGUGAAAGUAACAAUAAACUUAAAAAAAACUCCUAUACUUAAUAAAUCCUUAGGCUAUCCAGAAACGGGUUAGUGGAUCAGUAAAUUUCGACAGACUACAAGAAUGGAUUUGGUUUCCCUAAUGACUCCUACUGGAUAGGAAAUGACGUUAUGCAUCAACUUACCAAGGGAAGGAACUCCUCCCUCUACGUAUCUACCACACUGACUAAUGGGACAAAGCUCUAUGAAUUAUACAACCAGUUCUCUGUUGCUGACGAAACCAACAACUACCGACUUUUUCUUGGCGGGUCAGCUACCGGGACCCUUGGUGACAGCAUGAGAAGCCACGAUCUGUCUGGGAUGUCCUUCAGUACCCCAGACAGAGAUAACGACGGGUUUCCUAGAAACUGUGCUGCUUACAGUGCCAUUAGAGGAGGCUGGUGGUUUAACUGGUGUCACCAAGCCUUCCUUAACGGUCAGUGGUCCCCGGGAUCCUGGUACAGACCAUGGUAUCCUACAGUCUCUGAUAAUAAACAGACAAAGGAGACUUUUAUGAUGCUGAAACAUAACUGACUUUUUAUAUCUUUAUAUCCAUACUUGUUCACGCAUGAUAUGAAAAGUUAUAUACUUUUAUCAUAAAUGAUGAAAACUUUAUUUUUAGACAUAAUGGUGGUUUCUUUAAUAUAUACAAUGUAUCAAACAUAUAGAUUUAAUGUUAUUAUGUGUAAUGAAUUUAUUGAAAAGUCCUAACAUGUAUUGCGUUUAAGAUAGUGUUGUACAUGUAACAUCAAUUACUAAAAACAAGAAAAUCGCAUUAAAUAUUGUUACAUAAUAAAAGUUUUGUUUUUAUUUUAUCAAUUGUCGUUUUAUAAUUAAUAGUCUAAUGAUAUAAAGUAUGUUAACAACAAACACAAUGUUUUUUUUUUUUAAUACAUUCCUUGAAUUUCAACUGAUCCCCGUGAAAGGUCACAUAACUGGGUAGAAAUAGUAUCCAUCAGUCUGUCAUCUCCGUACAUGUGUGUUGAUAAUUAGAAUUUCAUUCUGUUGCAAUUUAUAAAUGAUGUAGAGAUGAUAAUUACGUAGAUUUUAUUUUCAAAGAGAAAUAUUAUUCGCUACUUGUACUGUAUUUUGUAUAAACAGUGUGUGGAAAAUGCUGCAUGUAAUGCCAAACCAAUUAACUGAAAACAAAGUAUUAUAUGAUUUAUUUUCAUGACAUUAACGUUGAAGGCCUCAGUGUAACGUCAUAAGUGAAAAUCAAAUUCCCCGCUCUUCUUGAGCAGUUUUAAGUUUUAUAAUCCACCUUCAGAAACCUUAAAUCACAUUGACAUAUAUUUGAGUCUUUCAGACAAAAAUGCUACAUAUCCCGUGAUGUAAAUGUUGUUAAUUUUACGGCGCUAAAUUUUGCGCACGGAAAGGGAUAAUUCUUUCUACUUUCCUGCAUUUUUAAUAAACCACCUGUCCUUUC